This is a messenger RNA of Marasmius oreades (fairy-ring Marasmius), 207 nucleotides long. RefSeq lists its product as uncharacterized. NCBI's taxonomy places the organism in Eukaryota, Fungi, Basidiomycota, Agaricomycetes, Agaricales, Marasmiaceae. The record is from RefSeq and is a predicted model, not a curated record. The transcript is spliced from 2 exons. The coding region runs from base 1 to 207 and encodes 68 amino acids.
AUGUUCAGGGUUCGACGAUUCCAGGUAGGCCCCGCCGAACUCGAGGGCACUAUUCUCGACAACCAGUUUGCAGACCAUGUCUGUGUGCUUCCUCUACCCGACGCGUACAGCAGCGAGCUCCCUCUAGCAUACAUUGUUUCCUCUCAGAUUGCCAAGGAGACGAUCAGCAAGAGUGGGAACCAGAACGUGAACAGGAAAUCCUCUUGA